UGGGGCUCAAUAGCUAAUUUGCUGAGCUCACUCACAGAGAGCUGUCAAAGUAAAUUCAAUACCAUAAAAAUAGAAAGAGCUGCUUACAUAAUGGAACAGCAAAGAAGAGGAAAAGACACUAAAGAAAGAGAAGGUCAAUUGUACCCUAAUUCUUCUGUUUUUCGAGAUAUACCCUCAUUCAUUCACGAUCCUGUGAUGAAUGAGGAGCAUAGCUCAUCUCCUAUGCCAAUGGAAGGAAUUGCUGGUUGUGAAAGAGAAAGAUUAUCACCUCCUACCUCUCAUCAUAAUCAGCAGUAUUAUAGCAGACCUCUUCUCUCUGGUGAAGAAUGUCUCAAAAUGCUUGAAGCUCAGCUACUGUUGAGAGAUUCUAAAUUGAAAGAAAACGACAAAAUACUGUUAGCGUAUGAAAGAGGUGAAUUCCCUCUUGAGCAAACACCAACAAAAACAAAUAGAAAAGAAAGCAAAGAACUGGCUCAACCUCAACCUGACAUGCAACAGCCUCUCCAGCAAAUGCAUAGCAGCUAUGAGCAGCAAUAUGGUGAAUCUGCAUCUAAAAAGAUAAAGAAAGAUGAGGAUCAUGCUGCUGCAACAAGUAAAGAAGAUGCUACUAGCAUUAGAGACAGUGAUAAUUCUGAGAUGUGCCUCCCUAAUGAAAAACCUAAAAGUGAGAAUGGAGUUAAACCUAAUGAAGCCUGCAACGUAAUAAUAAGGAAACACACUCCAUUAAGUAAUGAUUGCAUUACUACUGCUAUAUCAAGCAAGACUAUUGAAGCAAGUGAUGAGCUUAAUAGAGGAGUUGCAAGUACUGCUAUUGCUAAUGGAAGCACUUCUAAUGUUAAUACUGCUGCUGCAUGUACUGGUACUGUAAUGCCAUCAUGUGUAAGAGGUGAAAGAUCAGCUCAGAUCUAUCAAUCAAUGAUGCAAAGAAUGCAUAGAAAGAGUCGAUUGUGUACAGAAGAAUCAGUUUCAGCAAGAAAUGAUACAAGUAAUGAUGAAGCAAUUGCAAAAGCCUUGCAAGAAGAAUGGAGAAAAAAUCAAUCACUUCCAAAUGAAAAGGAAGAAGCUGAUUUUAGAUUAGCCCGUCAAAUGCAGGAGCAAUUCGACAAUGAAAUGGCUCAAGCAAUAAACAGCUCUGGGAGUGUAAUAGUAACACAAUACAGUCCAUAUGCAGAGCCAUUUCAAGAUGCUCAUCGUGGUUAUACUAAAAUCGCUCCAAGAGGAGCUGUACCAGGAAGAGAACAGCAUGGACGAUUAAUAACUGGACAAAUGAGACCAACUUACGAUAGAGGGAACAGCUCUGGGUAUGAGAGUGGGGGAGGGGCCAUAGAAGAUAUGUCAUACGAGAGGCUCUCAGAAUUGGAGGACGUGUCUGUUGGAUUAAGUUUUAAUGAAUUGACUCGAUUAACACGUGUCACUACUUAUGAUAAGAGUGAAGGUGGUGGAGACAUGUCACGCUCCUGCAGUAUUUGUUUUGAUGAAUACGUUCAAGACCAACAGUUAAGAGUUCUGCCUUGUUUCCACAAGUUUCACAGACACUGCAUUGAGAAGUGGUUGUCUGAAAAACCAACUUGUCCUGUCUGUUUGAAAAACAUUGUGUCAUAAAAACACUAUAUGCAUGUACAUGUACUUGUAUAAAGUUUUAUUGUAUAUGUGAGGUAUGUUGAUAAAAUAAUUUAUUGAUAUA
Amphimedon queenslandica is the source of this 1684-nucleotide messenger RNA. RefSeq names its product E3 ubiquitin-protein ligase RLIM-like. The transcript is spliced from 8 exons. The coding region runs from base 91 to 1602 and encodes 503 amino acids. Gene Ontology annotation, cellular component: nucleus. Gene Ontology annotation, biological process: ubiquitin-dependent protein catabolic process. Lineage: Eukaryota; Metazoa; Porifera; Demospongiae; Haplosclerida; Niphatidae. Gene Ontology annotation, molecular function: ubiquitin protein ligase activity; zinc ion binding. The record is from RefSeq and is a predicted model, not a curated record.